This is a messenger RNA of Trichoderma reesei QM6a, 1395 nucleotides long. RefSeq lists its product as uncharacterized. Gene Ontology annotation, biological process: pseudouridine synthesis. The record is from RefSeq and is a predicted model, not a curated record. NCBI's taxonomy places the organism in Eukaryota, Fungi, Ascomycota, Sordariomycetes, Hypocreales, Hypocreaceae. The transcript has a single exon. The annotation marks the transcript as partial. Gene Ontology annotation, molecular function: RNA binding; pseudouridine synthase activity.
AAGAAGCAGAAGAAGCCGAGUCCCAGGGACCGAUCCACCAUACCCGACCCUAACGCCGUCCUCAUUACGCCUGCGGGCGACAUCUGGCCGCGUCCGUACGUCUUCGAGGACGAUCUCCGGCGCGUGCUACCUUACCACUUCACGUACAACACGUACUGCAAGGAGAGAUGGCGCGGGCGGUCGCUCAUAGACAUAUUCGAGUCUGAGUUUCGAGACCGGCCUGUCGAGUACUACCGCAACUCCAUGGUGAGAGGCGACAUCUACGUCAACGGCCGUGUGGUUGGCCCAGACUACAUUGUCCGCAACGGGGACCUGAUAUCACACACGUUACAUCGCCAUGAGCCCCCCGUCACCGCCGAGCCUAUAGGCAUCAUCCACGAGGACGACGACAUCAUUGUCAUCAACAAGCCUUCGGGCGUUCCGGUGCAUCCUGCUGGUCGCUACAACUUCAACUCGGUCAUUGAGAUUAUGAUUGCAGAGAGGGGCAGGGACUUCAUGCCCUAUCCGUGUAAUCGAUUGGAUCGUCUGACCAGCGGCAUCAUGUUUAUCGCCAAGAGCGUCAAGGCAGCCGAGGCCAUGGCCAUCAAGAUCAGGGGGCGCACUGUGAGAAAGGAGUAUCUGGCGCGCGUUGUUGGCCACUUCCCCGAUGGCGAGGUGGUCUGCGACCAGCCGAUACUGCAAAUUUCCCCCAAGCUGGGACUGAAUCGCGUGCGCGCCAAUGGCAAGUCGGCCAGGACCGUCUUCAAGCGACUGGCGUACUACCCACCGCGUGACGGCGAUGCCGAUGAGCCAGCUGUGCUGGGCGAGGAUGGGCGGCCUUCCACGCCCGCGAACGAGGAGGGGUGUGUUGGGGAUGAGCAGCGCACGCCUUGGCUGAAGAAGAAGGGCUACUCCAUCGUUCGAUGUCUGCCGGUGACGGGUAGGACACACCAGCUUCGGGUGCACCUGCAAUAUCUCGGACACCCCAUCCAAAACGACCCCAUCUACGCUAAUCAGCGGGUCUGGGGUCUGAACCUUGGCCAGGCGGAUGCCGAUGGAUCGCACAAUACCGACGAGGACAUCAUCAGCCGUCUGAAUCGCAUGGGGAAGGAAGAUGUGGCGGAGGCUGUUGUAUACUACGACGAGAUGGUGGACAGGUACGAGAAGCAGAGAGCCGAGAAGAUGACGGGCGAGUUGUGCGACAUUUGCCAGACACCGCUCUACUCAGACCCGGGGAGCCACGAGCUGUCUCUGUGGCUUCACAGCCUGCGAUAUGAGGACGCCGACGGGAGCUGGGCAUACACGAGCCCGUUACCCAAAUGGGCCCUUCCCCCAGAGGGUAUGAGUGGGCCGACGACGGUAGGCGGCAUGGAGGAGCUUGUGGAAGCCGUCAAGGACGAAAACCCCGAGAUUUCA